UGUUUAAGAAUUUUCCAUUUUGCAGUGCAUUUUGAUUUUUGGUUCUCCUCUAUAAAUAGUUGAAGUUCAACUCCAUUUUCCGCUACUACCUACGCCUAACAAUUGUGUUUCAUGUACCAGCAACGGAAGAUGUUGUCGGAGAUUGAAAAGUCCGUCGGUAAUGGUUUCUUUGCCCCGUAGAAAUCCUUCAGAAAUGAUUCCGCUCUCCACGCUGUUAAAAAGUGGUUUUACUCCAACCCUUAAAGACUCCAACAAUUUCCUUCUCUUUCUCUACCGGAAUCGCAAGUUCAAAGCCAUUAUUCACGUUUUCUCUCAAGUUAAUUCAAACAAGAUCAAUGCUGACGCCCAAACUCACACGAUUUUUGCAAAAGCUUUGCUGAAGGAGAACAAAUAUGAAGAAGCAGCUGAAUUCUUGAAAACCCUUGUGGGGAAGUCCAAGAUUUUCGAUAAAAAUCGAGUCUUGGAUUCUUUACUACAAGGCGUUUGUACUUUCAAUCAGGACCCUGAGAGAGGGUAUUCUUUGUUGAAGAAUUUCUUGAAAAUAGAUGGCAUUUGUCCUUCUUCUCGUACUUUUUGCUUAUUGGUUUGCUCUUUUAGCAAAAUGGGGAAAAUGGAUAGGGUGAUUGAUUUACUAGAGUUGAUGUCUGAUGAUAAAUUCAAGUACCCUUUUGAUAAUUAUGUUUGUAGUUCUGUGAUUUCUGGUUUUGUGAGGAUUGGAGAGCCUGAACUUGCGGUUGGGUUUUAUGAGACUGCUGUGAAGUCGGGUUCUUUGAAGCCUAAUACUGUUACUUGCACCAGUGUUCUGACUGCUUACUGUAAAUUAAGAAAUAUGGAUAAAGUUUAUGAUUUGGUUUCUUGGAUGGAAAAUAAUGAGUUGGCUUUUGAUGUUGUGUUUUAUAGUAACUGGGUGUAUGGGUGUUUAAGUGAAGGAUUAAUUUAUGAUGCAUUUCGAAAGUAUAAAGAAAUGGUGGAUAAGAAAGUUGAGUUGGAUAUCAUUAGUUACACCAUACUGAUAGAUGGAUUUUCAAAGGACGGAAAUGUGGAAAAGGCUGUUGGGUUUUUGUACAAGAUGAGAAAGGAUGGACUCGAACCAAAUUUGAUUUCAUACACUGCAAUUAUUUUGGGAUUUUGCAAGAAAGGGAAAUUGGAUGAGGCAUUUGCGAUUUUUAACAUGUUUGAGAAGUUGGGAAUUCAAGCUGAUGAAUUUACUUACGCCAUAUUGAUUAAUGGAGUUUGUAGAAAGGGUGAUUUUGAUCUUGUAUUCCAGCUGCUUGAUGAAAUGGAAAAGAAAGGUAUAAAUCCUGGUAUCGUGAUAUACAAUACUGUUAUUAAUGGAUUAUGCAAAGUUGGGAGGAUGGCUGAGGCAGAUGAUUUUUCAAAAGGCAUAGUUGGAGAUGUUGUAACAUAUACUACACUGUUACAAGGCUAUGUUCAAGAAGAAAGUAACUCAGGAAUUUUAGAAACAACAAGGAGACUGGAAGCAGCAGGCAUCCAUAUGGAUUUGAUUAUGUGUAACAUACUGAUAAAAGCUCUGCUUAUGGUGGGGUUAUUCGAGGAUGCUUUUGCAAUUUAUAAGAGACUGCUGCAGAUGGAUCUGUCAGCAAACUCUGUUACAUACUAUAUUCUGAUUGAUGGAUAUUGUAAAGCAGGUAGGAUUGAUGAGGCACUUGAAAUAUUUGAUGAGUUCCGGAAGGUAUCCAACUCUUCAGCUGCCUGUUAUAAUUGUAUUAUUUCAGGGCUCUGCAGAAAAGACAUGAUAGAUAUGGCAAUUGACGUAUUAAUUGAAUACAUCCAAAAAGGUUUGCCUUUGGAUAGAAAGAUGUACAUGAUGUUGAUUGAAGCAACAUUUGACAGAAAAGGUGCAGAAGGUGUUUUAGAAAUGAUAUACAGAAUCGACCACAUAGGACUUCUUGGAUCGCAUGUUAUAUGCAAUAAUGCCAUUUCUUUUCUGUGCAAAAUGGGCUUCCCUGAGGCCUCAUACAAUAUAUUAUUGGUGAUGAAAAGGAAAGGAUUAGUACAGACGAGCUUUGGCUAUUAUUCAAUUCUGAGACUGCUUCUACUUGGUGGUAAAAAGUUGUUGGCUCAACUUAUUUUGACUUCAUUCGUGAAAACUCAUGGCAUGUCUAAUCUCAGUGUUUGUAAGAUUUUGGUAAAUUACCUUAGUUUGCAUAAUGUGAAAAAAGCCCUUUUAUUUCUCUCGACGAUGAAUGAGAGGCAAUGGCGUAUAACCAUUCCUGUUUCCGUUUUUAAGACACUGACUAAUGAUGGUAGAGUUUGCGAUGCAUAUGAGCUCUUGGUGGGAGCAGAAAAUAACCUCUGUGAUAUGAAUGUUUUUUACUAUACUAUUAUGAUUGAUGCCCUCUGUAAAGGGAGGCAUAUCGAUAAGGCGUUAGAUCUCUGCACUCUAGCUAAGAAGAAGGGGAUAGCUCUCAACAUAGUCACCUAUAAUUCUGUUAUAAAUGGGUUGUGCAGCCAAGGUUGUUUGGUUGAAGCUUUUAGAUUGUUUGAUUCCCUUGAGAGAGUAGACGUUCUACCUACUGAAGUUACAUAUGGUACACUUAUAGAUGCUUUAGUUAAAGAAGGACUUUUAAAGGAUGCCAGGUUGCUCUUUGAGAGGAUGUUCCUCAAAAAUCUUAGGCCAGCUACUCGUAUUUAUAACUCAUUGAUUAAUGGUUAUUGCAAGUCAACUCUACUUGAGGAAGCUAUAAAGCUUUUCCAGGAUUUUGAGUUAAGAGAUCUUAAGCCAGAUGGAUUUACAGUUGGUGCACUCAUCAAUGGCUAUUGCCAGAAAGGUGACAUGGAAGGGGCUCUUAAGUUAUUCAUUGAGUUCAAAAGCAAAAGCUUAUUACCAGAUUUCCUGGGUUUCAUGCAUCUAAUUAGGGGCUUAUGUGCCAAAGGAAGAAUGGAAGAGUCCCGAAGCAUCUUAAGAGAGAUGCUCCAGAUCCAGUCAGUCAUUGAUGUCUUAGGCAGGGUGGAUACUGGAGUUGAGUCGGGUUCAGUGGAGAAUCUACUCAUCUUUCUUUGUGAGCGAGGAAGUAUUCAUGAGGCUGUUACUGUGCUUGAUGAAGUUGCGUCCAUGCUUUUCUCUGCAGGGGGAAAUUCUUCUCAUCAAGUUAUGCCUUCAAUCUACAAUGGAACUGACUUUCAUUCUCUCUCAUCUGAUGCCAAAAACAUAGAAAAUAUGCUGAAAAUUUGUACCGCUGAAGAUGGAGAGAAACAGCAGUUGAAAGAUUUUGAUUCUUUCUAUUCUCUUAUUCAUUCACUUUGUUUGAAGGGGGAGCUCGCUAAAGCAAAUAGGUUCACUAAGUUGCUUAUGGAAUUCUGAGGUGCUUGCUACAUAAGCUAUUGGACACUUGUCUCUUGUGGCAGACUGGAUUCUUCUCUUUGUUACAGGAAAUAUGUCCAGGUAGAACCCUCAGGAACCUGCAGUGGACGCCACCCUCAGAAACCUGUAGGGCUUUUUACCUAAGGUCACAAGAUGAAGAUAAAAUGUUAUUGCUGUGACACCUAUUAAAGUGAUGAAAAGAGAAAAGAGGUCCAAAGUCUAGCAUGGCGUUGGAGUUGGGCUCGCGCUGGCAGCAAUAGUUUAAUGGAAUCAUCAAGACUCAUCCUUUUCCUUCAUCUUCAGUGUGCCUCCCCAAUGAAUAUAGUGAACCCUGACUACUCCACUUCACUCUUUUACAUUUCACAGUUUAAUCACAACCACCCACUCAAGAAAAAGGAAAAGAAAAGGAAACUACAAGUCCAGGUUGAUUAGCUGCCUUAUUGUUGUGGUGAACUGAAGAAUAAAUGUUGGUGGUUGAUGGGCAGUUCUUGAUGUAUGCUCCUUUGUGGGAGUGCUUGGUGACAAGUGGGAUUAAAACUAUUAUUACUCUGCAGCACUUUUUGGGUUCAUAUUCUUUUCUUGGAUCGGUCUAUCUUUAGACGUUAUAAUUAGCUGUGUUGCAGGUAAAUUAUUCACAUGGAGAAAUGUGAGUGAGAGAUAGAGAAGGAAAAAGGAACAGCAAAAAAUAUGGAAGUGAAGUUCAAGCUCGCAUAUUGGAGCAUCCAUUGCUUAUCUAGUCAUCUUGCUGAACAGAUUUGAGUUGCAAGGACUUGAUGAAUUGGAAGAGAAUUGACAAAAAAUGAGGAACAGAGAGUUGAAUGGUUCUUUCAUGAUCCUAAUAUUAUUAGCUGCUCUGGUUUUGGGGAAAGCAGAAAUAUACAUUGUGACACUGGUAGGAGAGCCGGUGAUAAUCUAUAAAGGUGGUGUUAGCUGGUUUGAGGCCACUGCAGUGGAUUCUGAUUCUGAUGAGAAGAUUGAUGUCAUCAGGUGCUCUCAACUUUUUUAGCAAUAUCUUUCUUUUUCUUAAACCUCGUAAAUCUUUUCUUAUAUGCUUACGAGUCAAAAUUGUUGUUGAGUUGGCCGAACUUUCUGGGAUCUAUACUCCCUUGUUUCUAUAAACAGAUGACCCAAAGAUGUUACCAUGUUUGUGGUUCUCUUUCAUAAAACAACUCUAUUGAAUUUGAAAACUAUUCAGAUUCUUCUGUGUUCUUUGUGCACUUUCAGUGAAUUGGCCAUAUCCUAUGCUCAUCGUAGAAAAGCGGCAUGAUAUGCUUCUUGACAUACUUUUUGACCAAGGAACCUGCAAGAAAAUCUAUAGCUACCGUCAUCCGAUCAAUGGAUUUGCAGUUCAUAUUUAACCAAGCAGCUUAAGUGUCUCUGAAAGCAAGCCUUGCUUUAGGUGUGAUGUGUUGUUUAAGGGCGACGAUGAUUUAGGAAAAAGUGCACUUCUGCUGCCGUCUAAGAGGAUCUGAUAGUCCCCUGAGGUUGGCGGUCAUAAUA
Messenger RNA from Sesamum indicum (sesame), 4825 nucleotides. Lineage: Eukaryota; Viridiplantae; Streptophyta; Magnoliopsida; Lamiales; Pedaliaceae. The record is from RefSeq and is a predicted model, not a curated record.